Molecule: messenger RNA, 1106 nt
Organism: Mya arenaria
Lineage: Eukaryota; Metazoa; Mollusca; Bivalvia; Myida; Myidae
Exons: 9
Coding region: 142-1008 (288 amino acids)
Molecular function (GO): nickel cation binding
Source: RefSeq, a predicted model, not a curated record
CACCGCCCUAAAGUAAACAACUUCCACGAACAACUGCAACAAAUUCAGUCCAUGUUUUUACGACAUGACAUGAGUUAACAGAGAUAUUUACAAACUGUCGAAUUAGUGCUGCAUCGUUCCCACAGUGCGAUCAUUGCAAAGAUGACUCAGUUUUCAGUGGAAAAGAGACAUCAAGCGAAGGGGAAAGGAUGUGUGGUUGUGGAAUCAUUUCAGGAAUGUCAACAAGAAAAUGAAUUUUCAAAAGCAAAUGUCACAUCCCUCAUCAACUCUUACCCAUUGAAACUGAUGAUCCCAUCACAUGCCAGCGAAAACAACAGUAUAUGGGUGUAUCCAGUCACGUUUGGCGGAGGGCUUGUUGGAGGAGAUGGUAUUGAGAUGACCUUCCAUGUGAAACCUCACUGUUGUGCAGUAAUAACUGGUCAGGAAUCUACAAAGGUUUACCAUUGUGAAGAUGCCUUAACGACAAAACAGACAACUAGGGGAACAGUAGAAGACCAUGCCCUACUGUGUGUAAUGUCAGAUCCUGUUGUCUGCUACAGAAACUCGACAUUCUCUCAGAAGCAGGACUUCAACAUGACAUCGGAGAGCAGCUUAGUUUACCUAGACUGGGUGAUAGGAGGGAGGGUGGCUCUCAAUGAACUCUGGCAGCUCACAAGUUAUGAGAACCGUACAGAUGUUUACAUAGAUGGGGAGUUGGUGUACCGAGAUAAUUUCAUUUUGCAAGACACGCCCACUGUUUCCAUGGUGACUGCCAUGAAAAAUAUGCAGGUUUUGGGAUCCUGUAUUAUCAUUGGCAAGCAGAUGGAAACCAUAGCAACCAAAUUAAACACCCGAUUUGGCAAGAAGAAAUCCAUAGGUGAGAAAUACGACCAAGAGAUCGUAGUCAGUGUGAGUCCUUUACGCUACUCUGUUGCCAUGGAAACAGUUCCUGGUGUCUACAUUCGCUUCAUGGCGGUAUCGUCAUCCAAGGCAUACAAGUCUGUGGUGUCCGUAAUUGCUGAGAACUGAGGACUCUGAUUGGUGGAAAUCCGUUUGAAGGGAAAUACUGAGCAAUAUAACUGACAUGCAAUAUUCAGUAACAUUCCACAUGCUGAAAAAUACUACUG